AUGGUGUCGGCAGCCAGCAGUUUUUAUCUGCAAGUCUCCGUGCACCUGGGGGCAGCUUUGGCUGCAAUGGCUAUUCACUGUCUCCCAAAGCUCAUGUGGAGUCUUUCGUCUGCAGUGGACUGCAGAGGCGGCGUCCAUUUUAUAUUUGGAGUUAUAGGUAUGGCACUCAAAUGGCAAGUGAUGCAACUCAUCAUAGUGGUAGCAAUAUACGGCUUCGUUGCAUCAGGAUACGAAACGAACGAUUUCAAAGUAACCUCAAUCCCAAGAUCAUCAGGACUAUAUUACGAUCACGUAGGACAAAUAGAGAUAUACAGUACCACAUGGAGAAUAGUCACAUAUCAACUCACAAAACACAAAACCAGAAGAAAGAGAGGAGUAUUCAACUUCGUUGGACAGGUAAGUAAGAUACUGUUCGGAACAUUGGACGAAGCAGACGCAGCGUACUAUAAGGAAAGAAUAGAUGCUAUGGAAAGGAACUCUGAAGGGUUGCUGAGGUUAACUAAGGAACAAGUGGCAGUGGUAAGGGCCACAUUAGCGGGAGUAAACAGAACAGUAUAUACACUAGAAUCAAAUGAACACAUUCUAAGGACAGGCAUGCAGAGACUAGAAAGGUUCACGAAAGAAUACGUGAAGGAAACAGAUAUGGGUUUCAAACAGGGAAUACUUCAGCCUCACAUUAUUAAUCCAGUGCAAAUUGUGAAGUAUCUAAGUUUAAUCCGAGACAAAUUAAAAGACGUGAAGUUUCCUGUUCCUCUCGCGGAGUCGUCAGGCUACCUCUUGUUAAGAAUAAUCGAUCUAGAUGUUUUCAUUUCCGGUAGCAUACUAGGGUACGUAAUUAAUAUCCCUUUAAUAGACAAUAAUAAUUUCAAUUUGUACAGAGUUCUCCCAUUACCAAAGGAGAUCCCAAAUAUGAAAGGAAGGUACAUAUACAUACAGCCAGAGAAAGAAUUUCUACUGAUAGAUGAAUCCAAAAGGCAAUACGCGAAACUUUCUGUGGAUGAUUUAAAAUGUAAAGAAUUGAGUACGAACAAAAGACUGUGCAGACAGUCAUUUGCAUUGCUAUCGACAUUCGACCAUGAGGAAUGCGAAGCCAAAUUAUUACAACCGGUAAGAGAAAUUCCAGAAGAUUGUGUGCAAAAGAUAGUCGCACUGAAUCAGAGCCUUUGGACCCAUCUAAACAGUAACGAAUGGCUAUAUGUAGCUCCUAAGGAAGAAGGACUGACAGUAUUAUGUGGAAAGGAACCCCCGAAGGAUUUAUUAAUGAAAGGGGUAGGAAAGAUAAGUUUUUAUAGCAAAUGUAAAGGGUAUGGAACGAGGGUGUUCAUACAAACAGAUAGAGUAAUUCAUAGUAACGUAACAAAGAAGGAUAUAAUACCUCAAAUUAAUUUAGAAUUUGACUGUUGUGUAGUAAACGAAGAAAAGAAGAAUGUCUCAAUGCUAACUUUAGAUUUACCACUGGAGCAGGUAGUAACACAAUUAGACGACUUGAAAGUCGCUGGGAAAAGGUUGGACGAUGUCCAGCGGAUGGCAGAAAGGCAGGAGGAGGAACUAAAAUACUCCAGAUACUUUACCCAUUACUCAGCAGAAUCCAUUACGGCGGCAAAUUGGUUCUGCAUAGCGAACCGCCGCGGGGCCCCGCGCGGCCGACCCACCCUCCGCAGCCCACGGCCGGCGCCCGCCGUCUACAAACAAAGGCCGCCCGCCGCCGUCGCCCGCCCCCACUUCCACCGGCGCCGCUUGCUUUUCCCUCCAGGCCUGACCAGCCUCCUUCCCGCUUCUCUUGUUUCUGGAUAA
Molecule: messenger RNA, 1794 nt
Organism: Schistocerca americana (American grasshopper)
Lineage: Eukaryota; Metazoa; Arthropoda; Insecta; Orthoptera; Acrididae
Exons: 6
Coding region: 1-1794 (597 amino acids)
Source: RefSeq, a predicted model, not a curated record